AUGAAAAAAGUCUUCUUAACACUUCUUAUAAUUGCAGUAGCUAAUGCAAUAUAAGUAGAAAUGAAAACAUAAAAUUUAAAAACUCGAGAAAGAAGUAACACUUUAUAUAUAUUUCAAGGCUUAAGUUUUUAGGAAGCCAAUGAUAUUAAUACAUCAAAGUUUACAUGCUAAAUGAGGUUCGAUUUCUAUGAUUACACCAUCGUAGAGUUAUCUAAGUGGGCUGAUAUUGUUGAACAUAAGGAUUAAUUAUAGAAGGAUAUAACAAUUAUUGACCAAAUCGCUAAAUUAGUGGAAAAAGCAAAGCAAAUUGAUGAUGUUUAAUAAUAAAGUAAGUAUUGUAAAUAUUUAGAAAUGUUCUUGCAAAUUACAGGAAGUUUAUCGAGUUCAUUAUUGGACAUGUCACUUGCUUAAUUAAAUCAUUAAUGGGCAAGAGGAAAUCUAGAUUAAUGCAUAGAAUAUAUGAGAUAAUUCUAAAAUACUUAAAGCUAUGAUGAACGUGUUGCUAUGGCAAAUAAAAUUGAAGAUUAUUUAUAGAACAUGAGGUAUUAAAUAAAUAGAAAUUUAAACGAAUGCUCUUAAUAUCAAUAGCCUACAAGGUUACGAGAAAAGAUAAGAGAUUUGUAAAUGAAAAAAUAGGAAUGCUAAUAUAAUCAUAAUAGAGUUGAUAGUUGGGAUGAUAAUAAUUAAAACUAAUAUGAAUACCCUUCUAACUAAGGUUCAAUUCCUUAAUACUAAAUACCAAAAACUUCUAGGUAGGAAUCAUAAGGUCCUUAACCUAUCCUUUAUAAUGAUGAUGAAGUCUGUCCUUAAGGCGAAGAGGAUGAUACACCCUAAAAUGCUAACGAAGAGGAAAGUAAUGAUAAAUAAAGAAAUACAUCAUCAUCUGAGGAGGAGGAGGGGGAAGAGGGUGUAGAAAUAGAACCAACCCCAGAUAGUAAUAGAAUUGAUGGAGAAGAAGAUGAUUUAGAAUUAGAUUCCAAAAAAAAAAAACCAAGAGAAAUAAUAAUAGAAAGGGAAUUUGGACCAGAUUCUGGACAUCAAAAUAAUUAUGAUGAACCUGAUUUGUGUGUUAGUGGAGAGGAAACUGAGGUCGAAUCAGAUAUUAAUGCAAAUGAUUAGUCAGACCCUAUUUAGUAAGAUAAAGAAAUACAAAAACCAUAAGAAGAAUAAGAGGAAGAAGAAAAACCAUAAGAAGAAAAAGAGGAAGAAAAAUAAUAAGAAAAUUAAAAAGAUAAGAAUCUUCCUUUGGAAAUUCCUCCAGAUGACGAUGAAGAAGUUGUUGAAGGAGAGAUAGUAAAAGCAGAUGGAGUAGGAGCUUCUACAGAUGGUAGGGUAGGAUCAUAGGAGAAUAAUAGAUAAACUUAGCAAUAGUAAAAUAAUAGAUAGGAAUAAGUAAAAUCAAAUGAUUAGGUUUAGUAAGGAGCCAAACAAUAAGAUGAGGCUAAAACGACACAAGAAUAAUAAAAUACACAAUAGUAAAAUAAUGAAGAUGCAGGAGAGGAAGAUAUUUAUGAAUAAAUUGAAGUAGAGGAACGUGAUGGUAAUGGAAAAGUCAAAAAAGUCAUGAAAACGGUGAAAAGAAGAGUUAAAAAAACUAAAAAGGUAAGUGGAUCUUCUGGAUCUUCAUCCUCCAAAUCAUCAAAAUCUUCAAGCUCUGCUAGUGGAUCAAAAUCAUCAUCUUCCUCAUCAUCCUCUUCCUCAUCAUCAUCAUCAUCAUAAUAAUCAUCAGCCUAAGGAUCGUCAUAAACGUCAGCAUCAUCAUAAUAAUCAUCAGCCUAGGGAUCGGCAUAAACGUCAUCAUAAUCAUAAUAAUCAUCAGCCUAAGGAUCGGCAUAAACGUCAGCAUAAUCAUCAGCCUAAGGAUCGGCAUAAAGGUCAUCAUAAUCAUCAGCCUAAGGAUCAGCAUAAACGUCAGCAUCAUCAAGUUAGUCUACAACUAGUAGCAGUCAAUCUAAUAAAGCUGUAGAAGGUAGUUCAUCAAUUUCAAGCUAAUCUACUCAAUCAAAUGCUUCUGUUUCCAAAGUUAACUCUUCACAAGAAGGAGAUGAUGCAGGUGAGGAAGAUAUUUAUGAAUAAAUUGAAGUAGAGGAACCUGACGGUAAUGGAAAAGUAAGAAAAGUCGUGAAAACUGUGAAAAGAAGAGUUAAAAAAACUAAAAAGAUAAGUGGAUCUUCUGGAUCUUCAUCCUCCAAAUCAUCAAAAUCUUCAAGCUCUUCUAGUGGAUCAAAAUCAUCAUCUUCCUCAUCAUCCUCUUCCUCUUCCUCAUCAUCAUCAUCAUCAUCAUCAUCCUAAUCUUCAUCAUCAUCAGCAUAAGGAUAGGCAUAAACAUAAGCAUCAUCAAGUUAAUCAACUCAAUAAGUUACUUCUGCCUCUAACUCUAAUCCUCCAUAAGAUGGAGAUGGCGAGGAAGAUAUUUAUGAAUAAAUUGAAGUAGAAGAACCUGAUAGUAAUGGAAAAGUAAGAAAAGUCAUAAAAACUGUGAAAAGAAGAGUUAAAAAAACUAAAAAGAUUAGCGGAUCCUCUGGAUCUUCUUCCUCCAAAUCAUCUAAAUCUGCAAGCUCAUCUAGCUCUUCCAGCUCCUCUAGUUCAUCAAGCUCAUCAAGCUCAUCCAGCUCAUCAGGGUCAUCCAGCUCAUCAAGUUCAUAAAGCUCAUCUAGUCGAACUGCUGCUGGAAGUACAUAAAAGUAAGCAGAUUAAGACUAAUAAAAAAAUUAGAAGGUUAGUUAAUCUGUAGCUGAUAGACUAACUUAAAAAUAUUCUGAAGCUGAAUAAAGAGAAUAAGGAUAAGGAUAAGGGUCAAGCAGCAGUUCAAAAAGUUAGUCAGUUGCUACUGGAGGAUAAAGCAGUAGUAGUACUUAAAAAGGAAGUUAAAGUAGUAGUUAAAGCUAAAAAUCUGAAUAAAGUUAAACUACUACUAAAUAAUCUUCAUCCUCAACAUCAAGCAAUAAAAAAAAUUAGUCCAAAAGUUCUUAAGGAUAAAGUAACAAUAAAUAAAAGAAAAAGGUUGUGAAAACUGAAGACGGAGAAGAAGUUUGGGAAGAAUUUUCAGUAGAGGAAGUGACUGAAUAUACAAUAGAUUCCGAUGGGAACACACACGUUAUUUCUUAAACAAGUACAUAGGUUCCAAAAACAAAGGCAUACUUUUUAAAUUCAAUUGGAGACUAAUAAAUCAAUCUUGAUAUUGAAGAAAAUAAUGAUGAUGCCCCUAAUGUUUCAUUAGAGGAUGCAAGAAAUGAAUCUUUUUCUAAUGAAGAUUCUAUAAAUUAUUAGGAUCAAUUAUCUGAUGAUUAUCUUUACGAAAAAGAUGGAGAUAAUUAAGAUGAAACUCAAUAUGUAGAUGAAGUCUAAUAGGAAAAUGACCUUGUUAAUUAAAAUGAGUAGACUGGAGAAAUAAGUUAAGAUGUUUAAUUCGAUUAUCGAUAAGAAUACAUCUAUUAUGAAAUAUAAGGGGAUUAAGUAAUUUAUUAUGAAUAUGAUCCUGAAAUUAGAGCUUAUCAUAGAGUAAAUAUGAUUGAUCCAGAAUAAAAAAAUUCGCUAAUCAUACAAGAUUCAUAAUUUGAUGAUUUAUUAGAUAGUGUUAUGGAUGAUACUAAAGAUUAGAAAUCAUUGCCAACAGAAUAGAUUAGUGGAUAAGAAACAACAAAUAAAUAAGAUUAGUAAAAUUAAAAGAAAGAAGAAGUACCAAAAAAAGAAGUUGCAGAUGCUUCGAAUAAUUAAGAAAAAUCCUCUGGCGUUUAAAUCAAACCUAAUGAUAAUAUAGGCCAGCCUACUAAUAGUGAAAAUAAAUAAAAUUAAUAAAGUGAUAUUUAAAGUGCAGAAGAAAAAUCUUAAGUAAAAGUAGAUUAAAAGCCUGAGCAGGAUCAAAAUAGUGUGAAAAAAGAAGAGUAAGGUGAAUAGAAAAAAGAAAUUAUUGAAAGUGUUGUAAAUUAAAUAAAAGAAGAAAAAGUAAAAAUAGAUGGUAUAAGUGUUGAGAAAAAAGAAGAAGUAAAGGAUGAUAAAGAAAAAUCUUUAAAAAUUCAAACAUUGAAAGAAGAGUUCAAUCCUAAUGAACCAACUUAAUAUGAACCUCCUAAACAUAAGGUAAAUACUAGACCAAAAACAGAAAAAGUCAAUGUUCCAGUUUCAACAAAAUAUGCAAAAUCCUCUUAUGAUGGAGAAGUAGUAGAAUAAUAUGAAUUUGCAGACAGAGAGCUACUACAGGAUUCUGAUGAAUAUGGAUAUGGAUUUUGGAUGAGGUACACUUCAAAUGCGCCUAAAGUGCAUUAAAGAAAACCAGAAACCUACUACUUCCUAUCUCGACUAACUUCAAAUCAAGAUUAUAAAGACUUAACCUAUUAUGGGGACAGAACUUUAGCUAUUUUUAUGAUAGAGAACUCUUUUAUUUUCUCAACCUACGAUCAUUAAGAAAAGAAAAAAGUGAAAGAUUAGAUUGUGGCUUUAAAUGAAGACUUAGACAGCAUGUGGUAUUUUAUCACAUUCUCUUACAGUACAGCUAAGAAAGCAGCAGUUGGGUUUGUUGUUGGUUAUGGUGAUAAUAAUAAGGUUCUAAGAAGUGAAAUUACAUGCAGACAUGUCCCACCUUAGUACUUUAAGCUUAUGAUUGGUGGAAAACACAUGACUUAUGAAGGAUUAAAUGGACAAUUUGCAAACAUCUUCUAUGAUAUUGAUGCACCAGCAUUUAUCGAUACUGAAGUUAAAGUUAGAGAGAUCAUUAAAACUAUUUCAAACGUUCCUUAAUAAGUUACAAAUUUAAUAGAUUUAGAAGUAAUUACAAUUCCAAAAUUAUUUAAUGCAAACACUGCAAGCGAUUCUGUUAUUCUAGAUCCUUAGGAGUCUUAGUUGAUUAUUGAGGAGUAUAGUGUUGCAGCAUGGUUUAGAUGGAUUGAUGAUUUGAAGGUAGAUAGUGAAAAUAUGUUCUAAAUCUUUAAUUUAAGAUCUAACGAAAAGAAAUCUUAAGGAAAAGGAAUAUUAGGAGAUAGAUCACUCGAGAUGCAUUAUAUUUUUGGAGGAGGAUCAAAGAGCUCAGUCUACUUUAAUACUUAUACAAUCGAAGGCAAUAAAGCAAAAGGAUCAAUAUACCUUUCCAAAGCUGUUUAAUCCCCUAACUACUUAUGGCACUAUGGUUAUAUGGCUUAUGAUAAUGACAAAAUGAAAGUGUAUGGAGCUUUAAUUAGACCAGGCAAAUCUGAUGAGAUUACUUUUGAUCCAAUCCAACAUAAAUUGAUAACAAAAUUGUUUUUCACUUUAGGAGGAGAUGAUUAAAUAUCCCCAUUUAAUGGAAAAAUUGGAUAUGUAGGAGUUUACUUAGGGCCAGGAGCAUAUAGAUAAGCACUUAAUUUUGGUUAACAAUUUUACUAUGGAGAUGGUGCAAUGAAUGUAUUUUAAUUAAUGAAACCAAUAUAAUAUAAAGAUGAUGCAACUGAACCUAAUGUCGUUAGAGAUUGUUAUUAUGAUGCUGAAAGUGCAUUAGUAGACAAGAUUCUCAUUCAUGACGACUCAAAAUUAAGAAUAAAUGGUUAAAGUGAAUAUUCAUUUGGAAUGUGGACUAGAUGGUUGAGUACAAUGCCAAAAUAUUUAGUAUAACGAGGAGCAGUUCACAACAUUGCUAGAUUUGGUACACAACCAUAUCUAAUCGAAUAAGUUGAUGGAAAAUUAAAAAGAGCAAAUACAAGACCAUAAACAAUUAAGGAUCAAACUUUGGCUGUGACUUUAAGCAAAGAAGCAUAUGAAUUCUAUACAUAUAGUGCUAAGGAUGAAAUAUAGUUUACAAAAUUAGAAGGUUGGUGGAAUUAUAUCUAUUUUGGAUACAAAAGAUUUGGAGAUAAGGGCACAGCAAGAGGAUAUGUUCAAUUUGGAGUAGACGGAGAGAUUAAGGAAGUUUCUUUUGAUAUUUUCCACGAUUAUAUAGUAGAAUACGUUGAAUUUGUUGUUGGUAAGUCUUAGGCUCCAUUCUUUAAUGGUUAGAUGACCAAAAUAUAAUGUUCAAUUGGACCUGGAGCAUUUGUGUCAAGUGCUGAUGACCUGAGAUUAUAUACUUAAAAUACAUUACCAGAAAAAGCUUAAAUACAUCCAGUCUCAAGAUAAACUCAAUAAUUAAUUGGAACACCAGUGAGUGAGCCAACAAAUACAUUUUAAUUUGAUAAAUUUUAAGGAUCUCUUGAGUAUGCUAUCUCUGGGUGGGUUAAAUGGAGUGGUUUAUAACAAUUGGGAAAGGUUUCUCACAUUAUCACAAUGGCUUAGAAGAGAUUGGCUGAUUUGGAUGGUAAAAACGAGGAAACGCUUAAGAUUCGUAGAUCUGAUUUAUCAUAUGUUUAUUCUACAUAUCAUUGUAAAGGUGAAGAUUGUUCUUAAAUAAUAAAUAAGGAAUAAUAAUUUGGUGAAUAUUGGGAUUAAUGGACUUAUAUUUAUUUUGGUUAUUCGAGUCCUUUAAAGAAAGCAUUUGGUUACAUCAAAUAUACCUUUUCUGAUGAUAAGUUUUUGUUGGAAGACAUUAAUCAUUUUUAUCUUGCUGUAUUCAGCAUAAUAAUCGGGAAUGAAAAAGAAAAGUUUUAAGGAUAAAUGAAAACUUGGGUGAUUAAUAUUGGAGAAGGAUCUUUUAGAGAAGGUGGAUUUGAAAGUGACGAGAAUAUCAAAGUCCAUUUCGGCUUUAUUAGUGGAACUGAUCACAUUAAAUUGUAGUAGGCAGGAUAAGAAGCUCACCGUGAAGAAUAAGUGCUUGAAUGUUCGGCAAAUGGAAAAGAAGUUCCUUUGCAUGUUUAAUUUGAGCAAAAUGAUAAAUUGCACCUUUAAGGAGUCAGUGAAUAUGGCUAUGGAUUUUGGUCCAGAUUUUAACAUUUUGCAAAUAAGGGAGUUUUAUACUAAUAGCCAUAAUGGAUGGGUAUGGCCAGAUUGACAAGUUAAAAGGAUUAUAAGGAUUUUGAUUAACCAGGAGAUAGAGUUCUAUUAGUUUUGAUGGGUAAGAAUGUUUAUCAUUUCUCAACCUACAAUGUCUAGCCAGCUUCAAAUAAUGUAAAUGGAAAUAUACCUUAUGGAUUGGAAUCUGAAAGCGAAUGGACUUAUGUGUAUUUUAGUUAUAAAAGGAUUUCUUAGACACUUGGACAUGCAGUAGCUUUCACUUCCUUUGGAGAAGUAACUCCUGGAAUAUAAAUGGAUGUAUUGCACAACUUACUCUAAAAUUAUUUACAAUUAACAAUAGGACAUGCAGGGAAAUAUUAUCCAAACUUUAAUGGACAGAUCACAACGGUGAGAUUCAAUUUAGGACCUGGAGCAUUUAUUGAAAACACCGCAGGCAUCAUGGCUAGAAUUAAGAAUAAGGAUCCAAAACCAGAAAUUCUAUCAGUUCCUAAAACCUAUGAAAUAUUUGUGGGUAAAUAAGAUGCUCAAAAACUGAAAAUCGACAAUCCACUAAUUAUUGAAUAAGAAGCUAGAGAAUAUUCAGUUUAAAUGUGGUUCAGAUGGUUCAAAACACCAGUAAAACCCAACUAGGUGAUUUAUAGACUCUCAUCAAAUAGAGCUGAAAAUGAUGCCUCAAAGAUUGGUGAUAAAGUAUUAAUGUUAUCUCAUAUUGGAACUGCCUUAUUUAGUACUUACACUUUGCAGGAUGCAGCUAUGAAUGUUCCUUUCGAAUGCAAUAUUCCAAAAUAAUAACUUGAAAUUUGGACUUUUGCUUAUUUUGCUUAUUCGAAGAAAGAAAGAAAAGUUCAGUAUUAUUUGAAAGCUGAUGCUCAUGAAAAUAAGGGUUUGGAACCAAUUCUUCAUGCCGUAACUUCAAAGUUUUGGUUGUAUGUAGGAAGGGAUGGCAUCUUAGAAAAUUUCAAUAGUAGAGUUGCAUAAUUAACAUUGAAUUUUGGUGAAGGUUCCUUCAGAAAAGAUAACUUUUUGUAAUUGCCAGUAUUCAUAAUGUCUACUAAAUUAUUCUCAUAAGAGAAAAAAAAUACUUGGGAAAAUGCAGCUAAGCUCGUUCUUGGUUAGCCUUAAACAAUUAAAUUCAUUGAUGAACCAGAUAAACCAAUUGAAUCGAUGUAAGAAUACAGCGUAGGGUUUUGGUGCAGAUUCUUAUAAGCAUGGCCGGAAAGGUUGUUUAGAUUACCUUAAGAAAUGUAAUUAGUUAGAUUGACUUCAAAUGAAUAAAUAGAAGUAGGAAAGGUGGCUAUGGGAGAUAGAAUCCUAGCUUCUCAUAUUAUUUAAGGUCAUUAUUAAUUUUCAACUUAUGAUUUGAAUGACGAUGCACCUAAUGAACUAAGAACUAUAGCUUAUUCUAAAUUGGAGGGAUAAUGGAAUUAUGUCUACAUGGGUUAUUAGAGGGCUAGCUAAUUGGCUUCCUAUUUUGUGUAUGACGGUAAAGAGGUCUAGCAAAUUAAAAAUUAAGAUUUGCUACAUAAGCCUUUAGGAGACUUUGUAAUUUUACAUAUAGGAGGUGAACCCGAUAUUCCAGGAUUUUAAGGAUUAAUGAGCAAAAUAGCAGUCAAUUUUGGGGUAGGAUCUUUCUUUGGGUUGGUUGAGGAAGUAAAGAAAACAAUAGAUAAUUCUUUUGCACUUGAAUAGUAAUUGACUGUAGACUAUAUACAUAAGUAGAAACAUGGACAAUAAGAAUUAAUUGGCAAAAUGGAAACAGUCACUGAUGAUGUUGGUGGUACAGAAUUAAGAGGGGAUACUUGGUCAUCUGUUGGCGAGUAUUCAAUCAGUGGAUGGUUCAAGAUAGCUGAAGUUAAGGGAUAGAAUGCUAACGAUUGUCAGAUAUUAUUUAGAGUUACUAACAAUGAUAAAGAGCAUUUGAAUGACAAAAGAAUUCAAGGAGAUAGAACACUUUAUGCUUCUGUUUGUGUAGAUUCGAUUAAAUUAUCUACAUACACAAUUAAUGGAUUGAAAGAUUGGAAUGAAGCCAAGUACUUGGAGGAAAAGAUAGAAUUAGGUCAUAAUAAAAAAGCAUGGAUAUAUAUUUAUAUGGGUUACAAUGAAGAUUUAUAGGAGGUACAUGCAUUACUUCAUUUAUUCGAUGACGAUAAACCAUUUAUAUUUAAGGGAAUCUAACAUUACGUACCAUUUUACACUGGAAUCUAUGUAGCAAAAGAUCCUUUCACUAAAAGAUUCUAAGGAGAUCUUUAAAAUUGGGUAGCCUAAUAUGGGUUAGGUGCUUUUGUAAGUGUCUAAAAGAGAGGAUAUGAGGAUACAUUGCCAAAUUACAGAGCAUUGGCAACUAAUCAGAAAUAUAUGUGGUUUUAUAAAGACGAAGGAGUAAUUGAAACAGAAAAGGCUAUAACUUAAGUUUUCACAACUGAAGUUGAAUCUGUUGAUGAAUAUUCUAUUGGAGUUUGGACAAGAUGGUUAAUAUCGUUUCCAACUACUCUUACUGAAAGAUAAGAUAGACAUAACAUUUUUAGGCUCUCAUCUAAUAAAGAAGAUUAGGAUAAGAGUGAAUUAGGGGAUAGAGUCUUGACAGCCUUCUUAACUCUUGGGAACUAUGAAUUUAGUACUUAUGAUGUAUUAAAACCAUCAAACGCUGUUGAUGGCAAAUUACCGUACACAGAAUUAGAAGGAGCAUGGACCUAUGUUUAUGCAGCUUAUAAAACUGGAUAAUUCUAUGGAAUGGUCUUGUUUAGAGAAUAAUAAAAGGCUUAACAUAUUGAAUUAUAAGUCUAACAUAGAGCUUUAACAGGAUAUGCUAAGUUUGUUUUGGGAGCCAAGGAAUUUGGGUUUAGAGGAUUUCAUGGAUGGCUAUUUGAUCCAAGAAUUUUCCUUGGUUAGGGAUCAUUCAUUAGUGAAAGCUAAAAAGUAGUUGAUAUGGUACUCAAAUUGCAUCGUAAAUUACCAGUUCAACCUCUCGAUGCUGAAGAUUUUAAAUGGCCUGUCUAAAUUAUUGAUACUACACUUCAAGAUGACAUUAAUGACAAAAAAGAUAAAUUCUCAUUUGCUUUCAAUGACAAACCUGGUUUGGUAGAAUAUUCAUAUGGAUUUUGGAUGCAAAAUUCUGUUUUAACUCCUGAAUUAAAUGAUGAAUUCAGAGGUCUAGUUAGGUUGUCUACCAACAAUGAAGGAUCUGAUGAAAGAUAUAUUGGUGAUAGAACUCUAGCAGUUUUUACUAAAACUGAUGAAAUAAUUGCUAGUACUUACACACUCAAAGAUCCUACAUUUGAACCAGUGAGACAUACUUUCAAACUAAUACCAUAUUAGUGGACAUUUGUUUACUUUGGUUAUAUUCCAGGAAAUGCUAGAGCAUAUAUUUUAGGAAUCAAGGGACCAACAGAAUAAAUUCUGAAUGUUAGACAUGCCAUUCCAAAUGGUUUCUAUUUAAAUGUAAUUAAAGAUUAGUCUCAUCCUCUGUUUUAUGUAUCUAAUUAUCAAUAUAUUUUAGGGAAAAUUCUAUGGAUUAAAACUGUUGUUUGGAUAAGGCAGCUAUUUGGCGAAUCCUUAAGAAAUGAUAGAAAAAUGGCCUUAUGAUCCUAAAGUACUACCACCAGCUCCAAAAUAAGAGGAAAAGAUAUUAUCACUAAAUUCAGCUAAAGUAGAUAGAGCUUAAAAUAAAGAUCAUGAGUAAUUUCAUGAAUGA
Molecule: messenger RNA, 10546 nt
Organism: Paramecium octaurelia
Lineage: Eukaryota; Ciliophora; Oligohymenophorea; Peniculida; Parameciidae
Source: the annotation of a GenBank genome assembly